Messenger RNA from Ilyonectria robusta, 1140 nucleotides. RefSeq names its product CTLH/CRA C-terminal to lish motif domain-containing protein. The record is from RefSeq and is a predicted model, not a curated record. Gene Ontology annotation, cellular component: nucleus; cytoplasm. The coding region runs from base 382 to 1140 and encodes 252 amino acids. NCBI's taxonomy places the organism in Eukaryota, Fungi, Ascomycota, Sordariomycetes, Hypocreales, Nectriaceae. Gene Ontology annotation, biological process: proteasome-mediated ubiquitin-dependent protein catabolic process. The transcript is spliced from 4 exons. Gene Ontology annotation, molecular function: protein binding.
CAGAAGCUCCGGGUGGCCCGCCAUUCCAGUCACAUGAUUGGCUCACCAGCCCCCUUCAAGCGUCGUCUGCCAGCCUGGACCCACGAAAACCCGGCGGCUCUUUUCCUUUGCCCCAAUCACUUCUGCUUUCUUUCUCCUCUACAUUCCACUCUCCUUCUCUUCCUUUGCAAAGCUUUCUUCCUCCUCCCCCAACAGCUUCGCCCGGCUCGAGCUCUCUCUUGCUCAGAGACUGGCUCUCUUGUCGACGUCCCAAAUGCGCUGAAUCAGCACCGUCCGGCCUGCUUCCCGGCUACGGCUAUUCUUCCCCUCAUACAUCCUCUCCCCCUCCCUUGCUGCUCUGAGAGCUAGCUGGUGUCGAGAACCCUUGCAAAUCCUGGAAUCAUGACAUCCUCUGCGUCCACUGCAACCCCCCUCAAACAUGCCUUCGACAGGCGUGUCGAGGACGUCAAGUCGCCCAAGAGCGAUAUCAACGCCUUGAUCCUAGACUACCUGACCAUGGAGGGCUACCCCAACGCCGCCGCAAACUUCUCCAAGGAAGCGAACCUGCAACCCCAUCAGGACACAAGUUCCAUUCAGGCUAGGCAGGAGAUCCAAAACUCCAUACAUGGUGGAAAUAUCCAGCUGGCGAUUGAGACCUUAAAUGAUUUUGAUCCCGAGAUUCUGGAUGAAGACAAAGCGUUACACUUUGCCUUGUUACGACUUCAGCUGGUUGAGCUUAUUCGCACCUGCAAUGCUAGCGGUGGAGAUAUCGCCCCGGCCUUGAAGUUUGCCACGGAGCAACUAGGACCCAGGGCACCCACCAACCCAAAGUUCCUAGAAGAUCUGGAGCGAACCAUGGCCUUACUUCUGUUCCCUUCAGACUCCCUUGAGCCUCGUCUUUCUGCGCUACUACAUCCAGACUUGCGUCGGGAAGUAGCGGACAAAGUCAAUAGAGCCAUACUGAAAAGGCAAUCCCAUAGACGGGAGGCUGCCAUCCGACAACUCGUAAAGAUGCGGGUAUGGGCCGAGAACACGGUCAGGGACAAGGGCAUGAGUCUCCCUGAUCGUCUCGACAUUGGCCUCAACGGAGAGGACGCAGAUGGUCCAAGCCGACGAUCUGUCCAUGGGGAGAAUGGUCACGAACCAAUGAUCACGACUUAA